AGCCCGGGCACCGGCAGCGCCCUCCCGGGGCCGGGACAGCGGGUGUCCACCGGAUUGCACCGCCUCUUCGGGGGCCGGGCCGUGCCGUGCCGAGCCGUGCCGGGGAGGAGCCGCGUCCUGGGGGCGCGCAGAGCCGCGGAGAGCCGCGGGGAGAGCCAUGCGGGACUACGAGGAGGUGUCCGCCUUCCUGGGCGAAUGGGGCCGCUUCCAGCGCCUCGUUUUCUUCCUGCUCAGCGCCAGCAUCGUCCCCAACGGCUUCAAUGGGAUGUCGGCCGUCUUCCUAGCCGGCACCCCCGCGCACCGCUGCGCCGUGCCCCGCGAAGCCAACCUGAGCGGCGAGUGGCUGAACGCCAGCAUCCCGCUGGAGCUGCGCGGCGGCCGGGAGGAGCCGAGCCGCUGCCGCCGCUACCGCCUGGCCGCGCUCGCCAACUUCUCGGCGCUGGGGCUGCGGCCCGGCUCCGACGUGGAGCUGGGAGAGCUGGAGCAGGAGCCGUGCCUGGACGGCUGGGAGUACAGCCGGGACGUCUACCGCUCCACCAUCGUCACCGAGUGGAACCUGGUGUGUGAGGACGACUGGAAAGUGCCGCUGACGACGUCCCUGUUCUUCGUGGGUGUCCUCAUCGGCUCCUUCAUCUCGGGGCAGCUCUCAGACAGGUUUGGCAGGAAGAGCAUCCUCUUCUCCACCAUGGCCGUGCAGACAGGCUUCAGCUUCCUGCAGAUCUUCUCCACCAGCUGGGAGAUGUUCACGGUGCUCUUCCUCAUAGUGGGGAUGGGGCAGAUCUCCAACUACGUGGUGGCCUUCAUACUGGGCACAGAAAUUCUUGGCAAAUCAGUUCGUAUUAUAUUCUCUACGUUAGGAGUUUGCAUAUUUUUUGCAAUUGGCUACAUGUUGCUGCCACUGUUUGCUUACUUCAUCAGAGACUGGCGGAUGCUGCUGCUGGCGCUCACCGUCCCGGGGCUGUUCUGCGUCCCGCUCUGGUGGAUCAUUCCUGAAUCCCCUCGGUGGCUGAUCUCCCAGGGAAGAUAUAAAGAGGCAGAAGCUAUUAUCCGCAAGGCUGCAAAAAUAAAUGGCAUUCCAGCCCCGGCUGUGAUUUUCGACACCGCGGAGAUGCAGGAUUCGAAGCCUCAGCAGCAGCAGAAGGCUAUCCUUCUGGACCUAUUUCGAACCCGAAACAUUGCAACUAUUACUAUUAUGUCAUUACUUUUGUGGUUUUUCACGUCAGUUGGUUACUUUGGCCUCUCCCUUAACACUCCAAACCUGCAUGGCAAUGUCUACAUCAACUGCUUCCUCCUGGCGGUUGUUGAAGUCCCAUCCUACGUGAUCGCCUGGCUUCUCCUCCGCUACCUGCCUCGGCGCUACUCAAUAGCUGGCACCUUGUUUUUAGGGGGUGGCGUCGUCCUCUUCAUCCAGCUUGUUCCUACAGAUUACAGUGCCCUGUCUGUUGGCCUGGUGAUGCUCGGAAAAUUUGGCAUCACCUCUGCGUUUUCAAUGCUUUAUGUCUACAAUGUGGAGCUCUACCCAACGCUGGUCAGAAACAUGGCAGUCGGAGCUACCUCCACGGCUUCCAGGCUGGGCAGCAUCAUUGCUCCUUACUUCGUUUACCUGGGUGCCUACGACAGAGUCCUACCAUACAUCCUCAUGGGAAGCCUGACCGUGCUGAUAGGGAUCCUUACCCUGUUCCUCCCAGAGAGCUACGGAAAUUCUCUGCCUGAGAGCUUUGAGCAAAUGCUGAAGGUGAAAUGUUUCAGAAAUGGGCAACAAACCACUGGAGCUAGGAAUUCCAAGAAGAAUCCUAAAAUUUUGGUAACACCAAUGUGAAGAUGGAUGCAUGCUCUCAUCAGGGCUGAAAGAACAAGGUGCAAAACCCGCCAGUCAGUGCUGCCACACCAUAGUUAUUAUCCCCUGUGCUGCUGUAGCUAAAUACCCAGUUUACCGAACAGAUGCUGUCUGCUCCAUAGGACUCUUAGUCUGUGAUUGUGUCCUGAUUCCCGGAGUGUGUCAGCAGGUCCAGUCCCUGCUGAAAAACAGAGGUCUGCGUGUACUACGCGUGACUCGAGCAGCAGGAAUACAGCUAUGACUCUACUCGGUCAUGGACUCAAUGAAAGCUGCUAAAAGGAAAAAAAGAAGGUAGCAAAUGUAAUGCUGGUGGUUUCUCUUGCUGUGUGCGCUGACUGGAUGAAGGGGAGCUGGGUGUCUGUCACCGAACAUCUCAGCACACGUAUCUAAAGGAAAGACCCCAGCCUUGUUUGAAACCUGUAACCAAAGCCUGAUCGUCUCGGUGGAAUCCGAGUUUAGCUGUAGCAAAGCACAUGUAGACAUCACUGAAAUAACAUUUUUGUUUAAAAAAACAUAAUAUAAAUAACAUUAGUGUUUUAAAAACAGUAACAUUUUUUAAACAAGACAGAGUAGCUUUUGAUGUGUGUUUCCCAUUUUUGAUCCACUUGUCCCUGUAAAAGUUGAUGGUUUUUUUUGUAAAGCCUAAGCCUGCUGAAAUCACUGGGCUUCAUGAAUGUUCUGUGUGAGGACCCCAGCUUGCUGACCUACUUCUGAUGGGCCGUGCCCACUUUCAAAUGAAACACAGACUUCAGCAAGUAAAUGAUCCAAUUCAAAUAUGCUCUGCAGUGUUAGCUUUGGGGGUUUUCAUGGUAUAUUGACACAAGCAGCUUUUUGAAUCUUUUUGUCUUUUUUUCAAAGCAUUUCAUUUCUCCUUUGAAUACACACUACGUUGUGCUUUACCUUCAGAGAAAGCUCAUCUCAGUUUUUAAAGCCUCUGCAAAAGCCUUUGUACGAUUUACAAAUUUAGAGGGGAUUGAUGCUUACAAAAAUCUGAUGUUCUGCACAGGAGUUGUUUACCUGCAGCUAGCAAGAACUCAGAAGAGCUGAUUUGGGACCACAGAUAUAUUUUUUUCAAAACAAAGAAUGCCAACAAAGCCAGUAUUUUAUUUUUCAAAUCCUACACGUUAUAUAUGCAUUUUUUUAAAGUACAGCAAAGCUAGGUGAGAUGAAAAGUCACAUGUAGUAGAGCUCAGAUUUGUGCUACUACUGUUUUAUGAACACUACACAGUUUGCAAUAGGUCUUUUUUAUUGGUUGUGCAUGGAUAUGUUGGCCACAUAAAGUCUGUCAGCCUAGCCAGACUACCUAGAACAGGUAGGCUGAUUUUUAUCAUUUAGAAAUAACUACCAGCCAUGAUUCACAUUCUGUAAGGGCCAAGAAAAGCAGUAUCUCAUCUCUUAAUGUGAGAAUUCAUGGCAAUUUGUCUUGUGCUGGCAUUUGGCACAGAAGUGAGGACCUCCCUGUAAGUUCGAGCACAUAUAUAAAGCUUUGUAACAUUUAAAUGCAAGGAACGUGUGCAAUCAUUUCAAGCUGCUCUUUGGGAUGUGGGAAUUCUACUGCCUUUAAUAUUAAUGUUCUGAAGUCAUGUUUUUGCCACGAAUGUAAUGUGGCAUAAGGCUAAUGACCCCAGAUGUUCUCAUCCCUUCUCAAACUGGAAUUUCUCUAAUAACAACAGUAUUUAAUCUUGUCUUAUUACAAAGUUAAUCUCUAGAAUAGCUGUUUAGACAUAACUAGAUUUCUGAACAAAACCUUUAUAUCAGCUUUGAGGACUUAGUUAAAUAUAGGUGGCUGUGUUUUUAUGAAGAUUUUUAUAUUAAGUUCAUACUUAUUUUAUGUGAUUGUAGGCCUAGGUAUUUCUAAAGGUAAAUAUUUUUAUAUUCUUAAACUUUGUAGUAUCUUAAAACCUAAUUUUAAUUUUUUAAAUAAGAAAAAGGAUUGUGAUUUUUUGAAAUACCUUGUUUUAAUCAGUUUUAUUUUUCCUGUUUAUACCAUUCAUCCAAAGCUAGUGUCACAGUUUAGUAUUGGCAGAUUUAAAAAAAAAAAAAAAUCCUAUGUGAGUGGAAUGUACCUCUGACAAGAAUGUGAUGUUGUUAUAAGGACUUAAUGUGUCAGAGCACAGUCAAAACGAGAAAAGGAGAUUGCUUCAGCUGACGUAGUUACUGAAUUUUUAAUUGUACAGCUGAAGAAAACAGCAUUGGUUUAGUAGCUGUUGGCAGGAAAUAAAUGUGUUGCUGGUGAGCAAUUUAAGACUUUCACUGCAAUCUUCAGCGAGUUUUCUCUGUCAGACACUCGGUGGGGCUCAUGAUGAGACCUGCAUGCUCACGUGCAGUUGGCAGAUGUAUGUACAGCUCUGACUCGGAGAUGGGAGGGAAGCACGACUGGAUCUCUCCCACUGAUUGCACUGUGCCUCAGCUCUCUCCUCUGUCACAUUUACCUGGUUCUGUCUGUGUAACCUCUUAUCUUCAGUAAGAUCUGACGUGGGCUUAUUGGAUCUGUUAAAGCAUGUGUACAAAUGUAGUAGUUGUUGCUUGGUAACUGCUGUCUUUAUUGUAAUAAAAAUGUGCACUGGCAUUGUGUAACCUACUUUCUCUGUGGUUUGUCAUGGAAGAAUAAAGUCUUCUAAAUGUAACACUUG
Anas platyrhynchos (mallard) is the source of this 4470-nucleotide messenger RNA. RefSeq names its product solute carrier family 22 member 4. Gene Ontology annotation, cellular component: membrane. The record is from RefSeq and is a predicted model, not a curated record. Lineage: Eukaryota; Metazoa; Chordata; Aves; Anseriformes; Anatidae. Gene Ontology annotation, biological process: carnitine transport; transmembrane transport. Gene Ontology annotation, molecular function: transmembrane transporter activity; ATP binding.